CUUUGCUCUGUCACUUCAGACAGUUACAACCUAGAGAGCAGGCAGGACUAGGGGAAGCACUGUCCACUGUCGCAACAUCCUCUGGGACACACACACAUCCUCCAAAAUGGAACCAGCAGCAAUGAAAGAAGACCUGAGGCUCUUCCAGAGCACGCUGCUUCAAGAUGGCCUGAAGGAACUUCUGAAAGAGAACAAGUUCAUUGAUUGCGUUCUGAAAGUAGGGGAUAGGAGUCUGCCCUGCCACAAGCUCAUAAUGGCAGCUUGUAGUCCUUACUUUAGAGAGCAUUACUUCCCAGAAGACAGCAAAGAGACCAGCAGCUCCAGCAAUGAGGUUGUGCUGGAAAACGUGGAUCCAGCCAUCAUGGACAUGAUUGUGAAUUAUCUUUAUUCUGCAGAAAUAGACAUUACAGACGAGAACGUACAGGAAAUCUUUGCAGUAGCUAACCGCUUCCAGAUCCCAUCUGUAUUCACAGCAUGUGUCAACUACCUGCAGAAGAAACUCUCCAUAGGAAACUGCCUGGCUAUCUUCAGACUGGGGCUGGUGCUGAACUGCCCCAGACUGGCUAUGGCCGCUAGAGACUUCAUAGCGGAGAGAUUUGAGACCCUCGCCAAGGAGGCCGGCUUCCUUGAGUUCAACCCUCCUGAACUGUUUGCCAUCAUAGGCAGCGACUCUCUCAACGUGGAGAAAGAGGAAGUGGUAUUUGAGCUCCUGAUGAAAUGGGUAAAAAAAGACAAGGAGAACAGGGUAAAGUUUUUAGGAGAUGCCUUUGAGCACAUUCGCUUCCGCCUGCUUCCAGAAAAGUAUUUCAAGGAAAAAGUGGAAAAGGACGACAUCAUCAAAACCGAUCCUGAGCUGGUGAAGAAACUCACAGAGAUUAAAGAUGCUUUUGCUGGAAAACUUCCAGAAAAUAAGGAAGGAGACAACAUGCCUGGUUAUCUGAAUGACAACAAAAGGCUUGGCAUGUUCACGAAAGACUUUAUCCUCAUGAUUAAUGACACAGCAGCCGUGGCUUAUGACCCGAACGACAACGAAUGUGCUCUGGCAGCAAUGGCUGAGCAGAUACCCAGAAAUCACGUCAGCAUCACAAACAUGAAGAAUCAACUGUAUGUGGUCGGUGGGCUCUUUGUGGAUGAGGACAACAAGGAUUCACCACUGCAGUGCUAUGCCUAUCAGCUGGACCCUCUUACAUCAACGUGGACUGCUCCCCCAUUGCCUUCUCCCAGAUGCCUGUUUGCACUUGGUGAAUUCGAGAAUCUCCUGUUUGCUGUUGCUGGAAAAGAUUUACAGAGCAACGAGUCUCUUGACUCAGUUAUGUGUUAUGACACAGACAAGAUGAAAUGGACAGAGACCAAAAAAAUUCCCUUAAGGCUACACGGCCACUGCGUGAUCUCACAAAAUGGACUGGUGUACUGCAUAGGAGGAAAAACAGAUGAAAAUAAAACCAUCAACAAGAUGUUUGCAUAUAACCACAAGAAGGCAGAAUGGAAAGAACUGGCUGCAAUGAAAACACCAAGGGCCAUGUUUGGGGCUGUUGUUCACAAAGGGAAGAUUGUUGUGGUUGGAGGAGUCAACGAGGAUGGGCUGUUAGCGUCUUGUGAAGCUUACAACUUCGGAACCAACAAGUGGGAAGCCUUUCCUGAGUUUGCCCAGGAGAGAAGCUCAGUUAAUCUGGUCAGUGUUGCCGGUAUCCUGUACGUCGUGGGUGGCUUCACCAUGGUGGAGAUGGAGAAUAAAGAGUGUGCUCCUUCCGAGGUUACCGACAUUUGGCAGUAUGAAGAGGACAAGAAGCAAUGGGCUGGAAUGAUCAAAGAGAUGAGCUAUGCCUCUAGUGCUUCCUGUGUUUCUAUGCGACUUAAUGCUGAAAAAAUGCCCAAACUAUAAAACAGCCAGCAGGUUCUGUAAUGGUUUAGGUGUAAUGAUACGUUUUUGUCCAAAAUGUGUAUUCUAAAGGGAGUUCGAUGUGCACGGCCGUAUGGAGAAUACACAGUAUUACGGUAAAAAUGGUAGUUUUACAAGCAUCCUUUCCACCCGGAAACCUUAUGCUGUAAUCCGGUUCAUGUGCAUGGUAUUGUGUGAACAUUAUUGUUUUUGAGAGCACUGUUAUAGUAAAUACAUUCUGUUAAUUUUAGAGCGUAUGCAAUGUGGAGAAACACACUUUUUUAUAUAAACACCAAUGUCGUAUUUACAAAAAAAAUGUAUAAAAAUAAAAAUAUAUAUAUUUGGGGUCAACAA
This is a messenger RNA of Astyanax mexicanus (Mexican tetra), 2233 nucleotides long. RefSeq names its product kelch-like family member 41a (gene klhl41a). NCBI's taxonomy places the organism in Eukaryota, Metazoa, Chordata, Actinopteri, Characiformes, Acestrorhamphidae. The record is from RefSeq and is a predicted model, not a curated record. Gene Ontology annotation, molecular function: protein binding.